GGUUCGCUACGUCAUCUCUUCGCGACUGCAAAACAGUUCUCGGGAGGAUCCCACAUGGUCAACAGAACUGUACACUAUACAGUUUAAUUUUUCGUUUAUGAAAGCUGUGCAUGAAUACAUGCAGUUAUCAUAAUUGUAAGUGAGUGAAAUAAAGGUCUACGUGGCGCUGACACGAGCCAGGAGUCACUAUGGCGCUAUUUAUGAUAAAUAGGUAUUUAGGGGAGGAGGAGGACUGUGAAUCUAGCAGAGAGUCUCGAUCCAAUGCUUUGCUGGCUAAACUUCAGGAGCAGGUCAAAGCCAGAGAACAGCAGAGCUUCUCAAACACGGCUGAAGAGGAUAAUGACCACCAUCAGAGUGAUAAAGAACAAAAGAAAAGAAAACGGCAAGAGACUGACGGAGUGCAGCGUAAAACAAAGAAGAGUAAAAAUGUUAAAAAAACAGAUCUUAAUGAUGAAGCUGCCAGUUCAACUAAAAAGAAGAAAAAACACAAAAAACAAAAAACAUUGUCCAGUGAAAAUGAGAGCGUCAAUACAGGAGAUAAUGAAUCGGAUAAUAAGAAGUCUGUAGAAAUCACAGAAACAACUGAAAGUGACCCAGAGGAAAGUAAGAAGACUGAAAAAGUUGUGGACCCUCAGAUCGAUCAGAUCCAAGCAGAGACAGGAAACAGCACCUCCCAGACUGCCUUCCACAUCCUGGGAGGAUUCAAAGAGAAGACAGUGCAAAAGGUCAAAAGAGUAUUGCCUCAGUGGUUGGCACAGCCUGACGUCAUUCAGAGGGACAUGAAGAAUAACCUCAUUCCCAUCAGUCAGGUGCCAGGCAUCUGUCCGAUAUUGCUGAAGAAAUUAGAGGAUAAUGGAAUACAGAGCUUCUUUCCAGUUCAAUCUGAGGUCAUCCCUGCCAUUCUAGAAAGCGUGAGCUCAGGGCUGCUGCUGGGUCCUGGUGGCUACAGGCCCAGAGACAUCUGUGUUUCUGCACCUACAGGAAGUGGAAAGACAUUGGCGUUCGUCAUACCUGUUAUACAGGCAUUGUCCAAGCGUGUGGUGUGUGAGGUCCGUGCACUCGCUGUUCUACCCACCAAGGAGUUAGCUCAACAGGUGUCAAAGGUGUUUAGCACAUACACUGAGGGCAGCAGUCUAAAGGUGGUCAUGAUCGCAGGCCAGAAAUCAUUUGCUGCAGAGCGAGCAGCGCUCUCUGAAAGCAGGGGAGGUGUUAGCCACAGUUUGGCAGAUAUUGUCGUGGCCACUCCGGGCCGACUGGUGGAUCACAUCAACAAAAAUGACAACUUCAGUCUACAACACCUACGAUUCCUGAUUAUUGAUGAGGCAGACAGGAUGAUUGACAGCAUGCAUCAGUCCUGGCUCAGUCAGGUGACUAAAGCAGUAUACAGAAACCCAGGUGACACACAGACGUCUUUCUUCAGAAGAAUACUGCCUGGACCAAUCACAGUGGCAAGUUUGUCUCCACCACAGAUUCCUCUGCAGAAGUUGCUGUUUUCCGCCACCCUCACACAAAACCCUGAGAAACUACAACUGCUGGAUCUGCACCAGCCUCGACUCUUCAGUUCCACACACACCUUUUCAGAGACCCCCACACAAAGCCAGGACACAUUUAACUUUCCUCAGGGCCUCUCUGAGUAUUACGUCUCCUGCAACCUAAGCAACAAACCGCUCAUCAUCCUUCACUUCCUGCUUCGGCUCAAGUUCAGUCCUGCUUUGUGCUUCACAAACUCCAGAGAAGGAGCACACCGACUUUAUUUGCUGGUGAAGCUGUUUGGCGGUGUGGAAGUGGCUGAGUUUUCCUCUAGACUGAGCCCAAGUGAACGACAAAAAACACUGAAAGACUUUGAGGAAGGGAAGAUCCCACUGUUGAUAAGCACAGAUGCUGCUGCCAGGGGCAUUGAUAUCAAUGGUGUAAAAUGUGUCAUUAAUUAUGAUGCUCCUCAAUACGUCCGAACAUACAUUCACAGGGUGGGCAGAACAGCGAGAGCAGGGAAACCUGGGUUGUCGUUCACCUUCCUUUUAAAAGUGCAGGAAACAAGGUUUUUAAAGAUGGUAUCAGAUGCUGGCAGUCCUGGCAUAAAGAGGCAGCUUGUGCAACCAGAAAAUCUUAAAGGCAUGGAGGCUCGCUAUGAGCAAGCACUGGCUGAGCUGGGCAAAGCUGUGAAGGAGGAAAAAGCGAGGAAGCGUUUCUGAGCAGGAACUGACUGAGCUGUACAUCUGCCUUUGAAGAAUGAUUUCACGCCUUGUUUCUCAAAGAACACAAUAUCUGAAAUAUAAUGUAAUGAGCUACAAAUGUUUUUAAUAAAAUGUGAAAAGAC
This is a messenger RNA of Ctenopharyngodon idella (grass carp), 2317 nucleotides long. RefSeq names its product DEAD (Asp-Glu-Ala-Asp) box polypeptide 51 (gene ddx51). NCBI's taxonomy places the organism in Eukaryota, Metazoa, Chordata, Actinopteri, Cypriniformes, Xenocyprididae. Gene Ontology annotation, molecular function: nucleic acid binding; ATP binding. Gene Ontology annotation, cellular component: nucleus. The transcript has 16 exons. The record is from RefSeq and is a predicted model, not a curated record. Bases 189 to 2192 code for a protein of 667 amino acids.